AAAGCCAAUUAAAAAAAAAUCAAAAUGGCACCUGCGUCGAUUUGUUUUUGUUAAAUACGUGACAAAAUAACAUUUGUAUUUGGCCCUAAAUUAGUCUGAUAAGAAACAAUAAAUAAAAAUGGGUGUACCAGCAUUCUUUCGCUGGCUUAGCCGCAAAUAUCCUAGUGUCAUUGUGGAGUGUAUUGAACAAAGGCCAACCGACGUAGAUGGCCAGCUCGUAUACGUAGAUUCCUCGCUUCCAAAUCCAAAUGGAAUAGAAUUCGACAAUCUUUACUUGGACAUGAACGGAAUUAUCCACCCUUGCACCCAUCCGGAGGACAAGCCACCUCCUAAGGAUGAAGAUGAGAUGAUGGUCGCUAUCUUCGAGUGCAUCGACAGACUGUUCCGUAUUGUGAGGCCUAGGAAGCUGUUGUACAUGGCUAUUGAUGGAGUAGCCCCCAGAGCAAAAAUGAACCAGCAAAGAUCACGUAGAUUCAGAGCUUCCAAGGAGACACAGGAAAAGAUUGAGGAGGUGGCUCGCAUCCGUUCAGAAUUGCAAGCAAAAGGGGCGUACUUGCCCCCAGAAAGGCCCAAGGAAGCUCAUUUUGACUCUAACUGCAUCACUCCUGGUACACCCUUCAUGGACCGCCUCAGCAAAUGCUUACAUUAUUAUAUUCAUGACAGAUUAAACAGUGACCCAGGCUGGAAAGGUGUAAAGGUGAUUUUAUCAGAUGCUAAUGUGCCGGGAGAAGGAGAGCACAAGAUUAUGGAUUACAUUCGGAGACAGAGAGCCCAACCUGACCAUGAUCCCAACACCCAGCAUGUGUUGUGUGGUGCGGACGCGGACCUCAUAAUGCUGGGGCUGGCCACACACGAGCCCAACUUCACCAUCAUCAGGGAGGAGUUCAAGCCCAAUAAGCCAAGGCCUUGUGACGUUUGUGGCCAAUUGGGUCACGAGAUGAAGGAGUGCACGGGCACGACGCCCGACGCGGCGCUGGUUCGCUCCGAUCCCGCGUUCGGCAACCAGGACAGCUUUAUCUUCGUGCGGUUGACAGUUUUGAGGGAAUAUCUCGAAAAGGAGUUGCAAAUGCCCAACCUGCCGUUCAACUACGACUUCGAGCGCGCGCUGGACGACUGGGUGUUCAUGUGUUUCUUCGUGGGCAACGACUUCCUGCCGCACCUGCCCAGUCUGGAGAUCAGGGAGGGGGCGGUGGACAGACUCGUCACCUUGUACAAGAAGUGUGUCUACAAAACUAAAGGUUGGAUCACUGACUCGGGCGACGUGAACCUCGACCGGGUGCAGGUGAUAAUGGACGAGCUGGGGCGCGUGGAGGACGAGAUCUUCCGGCGCCGCCACCAGAACGAGAUCAACUUCAAGGCGCGGGAGAAGGCCAAGAAGCAGCAGAAGGUCAACUUCGGCCUGCUGGAGAGGACGCAGUUUGCGCCACAGCGUCUCGGCGGUGCCUCAAAGGCCGUAGUGAACCCUCGUCAGGAAGCUGCCGAAAUCCGCCGCGCCGGCAUGCAGGCUGUAGCUGCGCAGGAACAAGCUGACAACCGCGGCCGCAAGCGGUCAGCGGCACAGGCCGGCCUCGACGAAGACGACGACGAGGCUCACGACGAGGUGCGGCUUUGGGAGGAGGGCUUCAAGGAGCGCUACUAUGAGAGCAAGUUUGAGGUGGCCAGAGACAAUCUAGAGUUUAGGUACCGCGUGGCGCUGCAGUACGUGCGCGGGCUGUGCUGGGUGCUGCGCUACUACUACCAGGGCUGCGCCAGCUGGAAGUGGUACUUCCCCUACCACUACGCGCCCUUCGCCUCGGACUUCGUCAACGUGCAGGGCCUCUCCACCAACUUCGAGAAGGGCACGCAGCCGUUCCGUCCGCUGGAGCAACUGAUGGGCGUGUUCCCCGCCGCCAGCUCUCAGCACGUGCCGCAGCCCUGGGCCAAGCUCAUGAGUGACCCGUUCUCCCCGAUCAUCGACUUCUACCCCAUCGACUUCAAGAUCGAUCUGAACGGCAAGAAGUUCGCGUGGCAGGGCGUCGCGCUGCUGCCCUUCGUGGACGAGUCGCGACUGUUCAAGGCGCUCGAGCCGUACUACAAGGAGCUGACGCAGGCGGAGAUAUACCGCAACAUCAAAGGGCACGAUCGCUUGUACGUGGCGCCCUCUAACAAGAGUUACGACUUCCUGCUGGCGCUGUACCAGGACGCGGGCUCCGAGCUGCGCCAGCUGAUAGACAGCGAGCAGCGCUACACCUUCCGCUGCGAGGGCGUGCGGGGGGACGUGAUGCUCAGCGCGGACAGCGUGUGUAUUGGCGGACAACUCGCCUCCCCAGUGGUGGGCCUGAAACCCGUGCUGGGCAACCAGGUGGUGUGCGUGCGCUACCAGGACCCGCAGUACCCCGACGACUUCAUCUUCCCGGCGCGGAGGCUGCACGGCGCGACCGAACCCCCUCGAGUGCUGAAGCCGGGGAACCUUUCACAGCAGGAGAACAGGAACUGGAGGCCGCAAAUUGGCAUGGUCCGCUCCAACACGGUGGCGUCGCUGGAGGCGGCCGGGCACCGCAUGCUGGGCCACCAGCUGCCUCGCUCCGGCUCCCACUCCAACGUGCCGCCGCCGCAGCACCAGCACAAUCGUUCCCAAUCCUUCGGACCGCAUCGCAGCGGGUACGUAGCGAACCAGUCGCAGGGUUACAGCCAAGGGUACGAUCGCAACCACCAGUCGCAGUCAGGAUAUGGUUCCAACCAGGACAGAUACGGCUCAAACCAGGACAGACAAGGGAACCAAAGGUACGGUUCGAACCAAGGGUACGGUUCAAACCACGGCUACGGCUCGAGCCAAGACAGACACGGCCAAAACCACGGCAGAUACAAUUCGAACCAAGACAGAUAUCAGAACCAGGGUCACCAGGGUCACCAGGGUCAGAACUACAGGUCUUACAAUCAGGGUCAGGGCUCCAAUCAGGGGUACCCGCAGAAUAAGUAUCAACGGAAUGAUCAAGCAAGGGACGUCCAUGGGCAAAGACAAAAUAGCAGGUACCAGGGAAAUUCCACGUGGCGUUAAAGUUAAAUCUAAUAUUAUCUAUACUUUACAUCCGGUUUAUUGUAUAAAAGCACCUUAUUCGCGCUUCCUUUAUUCGCGGAUCUGGCUGCCAAAAAUGACAUAAAAUCUGCAAAUUUAAGUACUGUAAUAUCAGUCUGAAUUAAAGAAACUUUUAAAAACAGUCAAGCAUGAAAAAAAUACAAAAGUCUAAUAUAAUAAACCUUUGUCUAAGACUGAAGAUAAUAAUUAUAUAAGUAAUAUGGUCAAAAACUCAAUAUGAUUGUUUUCAUAUAAUUUGUUUUUUUAUUUUGUCAACCAAGAACGUAUAAAGCCAUAUAAAAUACCAUUCCAUAUUCACGGUUACUUAAUUCGCGACAGAACGUAUAACCCGCGAAUAAGGAGCUUUACUUUAUAUGACACGUCGUAUGACCACUACAAAUUGACCAAGUUAUAUUGGACUAAAAGCCUGCAAUGGCUAGAUGUGCUUCAUUUUAUCAAAGCUGUAUAACAGUCUCUACCCCUACUAUGAGUAAGUGCGGUAGUCAAUUAUGGAGUUGGGAUUGUUGGAUUUGGAAGCGGGUCUUAAGGGUCCAGACGUCCAAAGGUAAAAAGUAAUUUAUGUUUACUACGAGUUUAACUUGAGGUUCACGUGACGUUACAAAAUAGCCGACAAUGGCGUCUGAAAAAAAAACGCAAUAUAUAACUUGAGUUUCUAAAGUAAUCUUUUACUAUUUUUAAUUACAAUUGGUAUUAUUUCAGACCCUCAUUCCAAAUACUAUACGAAAUUAAUAUUGUUUAUAUUAAAUUUGAUAUGAGUAACUAGCUUACUUAUUGCUGGAGCACAGGCUGACAAUAUUUCAGUUUUAUUAAAAUGAAUUAUGUCUGGCAGUAGCAGGCUUGUUUCAGUUUGUGAAAAUCACAUCGUAAUCCAAAUAUACGGAAAAGAAACUGUAUUAUGAUUCAUCUGAUGUCUAAGCCUGAUUUUUUAUCAUAUUGAUUGAUCACUCUCAGAAAGACUAGGUGAAUGGGAGCUUUAAGCCAUGUCGCUGUAAUAAGUUUGUACUGUAGACCCAAUGGAUUUGGUGGCUCCAAUUGACGUUUUAUCUAAUAUACAGAACCGUGUUUACAAUAUCAAGUAUAGAGUAAAUAGAUUUGAAGUUGGCGGUUAAAUUAGAAAAUAAUGAAGGGGUAAUUUUAACCCUUAUCUAAAUGUUGAUUGAUUUAUAUACAUCUCGAGAAUAGGUUAAAUAAAUUGAUUGAAAAAGACUAAAUGUAUUAAAUGUAAGUAUCUACAUUACAAAAAUGUAUGUAUAUCUUUUAGUUUCUGUGUGUCUUUAGAAAGAAAAUUGCACAGAAUUUUAUAUUACACUAAAUUGACAGGAACUAAGUGUUAUUCCCGUCCCACGAGGUAAUUUCAAACAAAAAAAAGUAUGUUUUUGUAUAUCGAAUGUAUUACUUUAUAUGUAUUAUUUUGAAUAUAUGUAUAACUUAGAAGGUUUCUAUUGAAAUUGCUAUAAUGUAAAUCAUGGCAAUUAAGCUGUUCUGAAUUAUCACCAAUUUGAUAGGAAACUAGUGUAUUUAUACUGCAGUACCAGCAGGUACCUACCUAAUUUUUGCAAAAAUGGACUAUUAAAUUUCAAUUCCUAUCGAAUUGGAAAUUUUUUGUGUAUUCUGCCUUGCCAUGACAUUACACUGUAUCAUCAGAUAUGACAUUACAGUGUAUCUUCAGACAUGACUUUACUCUGUAUCAUCAGACAUGAUACCUAUUAGACUGUAUCUUCAGACAUGACUUUACUCUUUAUCAUCAGACAUGACAUUACACUGUAUCAUCAAAUAUGACAUUAUUCCGUAUCUUCAGACAUGACUACUCUGUAUCAUCAGACAUGACAUUACAUUGUAUCUUCAGACAUGACUUUACACUGUAUCUUCAGACAUGACAUUACACUUUAUCUUCAGACAUGCUUGACACUGUAUCUUAAGACAUGACAUUACUCUGUAUCAUCAAACAUGACAUUACACUGUAUCUUCAAAUAUGUCAUUACACCGUAUCUUCAGACUUGCUUUAAACUGUAUCACCAGACAUAGGUAAUAUACUGUGAGGACUAAUAUACAAUUUGACUCGACAAUUGAUGAUUUUCAGAUACAGUGUUUAGUCAUGGCACAGUAGUGUAUUAAAUGUAUAAUGUAUUAAAAAAUUAAUUAAAUAUACGAAACUCAAUAAACUGUAUAAAAUAGUGCUCUUUCAUUGCACUGUGUGUAAAUGUUAGUUUUGUGUAGUGAAUAAUGAAAUAAUUGUACGUUUUUAUCGAAAUGUGUCCAAUUAUUUUCGAAUCCACCCAUUCUUAACCAAUUAACGUUUUUCACCAAUGAUUAAGAACCCAAACUUGCUAUAUUGCAUGAACAAAUUUAUCCCAGAAUGAGUUUGUAAAAGUUGAUUUCGACUUUAGCCAUUUGAGCUAUUUGUGUAUUUCAUUAUUUUUGAGACCAUUAAUUGCUUAAAUUGUAACUUAGAUAGAUAAUGGAAGGGGAAACUCAAUAUGAAAGUGUAGCUUUAUUAUAAUGACUACGGAACCCUAAAAAAGGAUAAGUAAGACUUGUAAGAUACCCCUAAAAGCAUUGGUGUGGUAUGAUCUUCAAACUGUAAAUAAUAUAAUAAUAAUUAUAAUUAUUUUGAGACAUUUUCUUAUAUUUUUUCGUUCAUACAAAUAAAAAAAUAAUGAAACUCAAAACUGAAAA
Molecule: messenger RNA, 5752 nt
Organism: Bicyclus anynana (squinting bush brown)
Lineage: Eukaryota; Metazoa; Arthropoda; Insecta; Lepidoptera; Nymphalidae
Gene: Rat1
Product: 5'-3' exoribonuclease 2 homolog
Exons: 17
Coding region: 119-3037 (972 amino acids)
Biological process (GO): nuclear-transcribed mRNA catabolic process
Cellular component (GO): nucleus
Molecular function (GO): RNA binding; 5'-3' RNA exonuclease activity
Source: RefSeq, a predicted model, not a curated record